Messenger RNA from Neofelis nebulosa (Clouded leopard), 586 nucleotides. It is a transcript of the gene SNRPD1, whose product is annotated as small nuclear ribonucleoprotein D1 polypeptide. The coding region runs from base 130 to 489 and encodes 119 amino acids. Lineage: Eukaryota; Metazoa; Chordata; Mammalia; Carnivora; Felidae. The transcript has 4 exons. Gene Ontology annotation, biological process: RNA processing; spliceosomal snRNP assembly. Gene Ontology annotation, cellular component: U12-type spliceosomal complex; SMN-Sm protein complex; U2 snRNP. The record is from RefSeq and is a predicted model, not a curated record. Gene Ontology annotation, molecular function: RNA binding.
GCUUCUCGCGCUCUUUACGUCGGUACCCAGGGAGUAGGCGUUUCCGGCCAUUCAUACUCCUAGGCUUUUUGGACUUGGGUGGUCGCGUUUUGUGCGCUAUCCGACCGAAAGAGUGCCGGCGCUGCUAGGAUGAAGCUCGUAAGAUUUUUGAUGAAAUUGAGUCAUGAAACUGUAACCAUUGAAUUAAAGAAUGGAACACAGGUCCAUGGAACAAUCACAGGUGUAGAUGUCAGCAUGAACACACAUCUUAAAGCAGUGAAAAUGACUUUGAAGAAUAGAGAACCAGUACAACUGGAAACACUGAGUAUUCGAGGAAAUAACAUUCGAUAUUUUAUUCUGCCAGACAGCUUACCUCUGGAUACAUUACUUGUGGAUGUUGAACCGAAGGUGAAAUCUAAGAAAAGGGAAGCUGUUGCAGGAAGAGGCCGAGGCCGAGGAAGAGGAAGAGGACGUGGUCGGGGUAGAGGAAGAGGGGGUCCUAGGCGAUAAUGUCUCUCAAGAUUACUAUUUCAAAGUGAUACGUGAUUUGGAAUAUUUUUUGUACAGGCUUUGUUUAUGUCAGUUUUUAAUAAACAUAAAUGUAGGA